UGCUUCCGCGGGAAGCGCCGCCCCUCGCGCAUGGCGGCGCCCGGGUGUCCCUGAGCGGAGCGAGGGGAGCGGCGGCCGCCCGGCGCUGUGGUGGGUCCGGCUCCCCAUGGCGCUGAGCAGCCGCCUGCUGCUGGCGGCCGGCGGGCUCCGUGCAGCGGGUGUUCGUUUUGCAUCAACUACAGCCAGUGUCAAAACUGAGACUGAAGUGGACACAAGUGAAAAUGAGGUUGUUGCCCCAAACUUCACUAAUAGAAAUCCCCGGAACUUGGAGCAGAUGGCCCUGGCUAGGAAGGAGCGUGGCUGGAAGACAACAUGGCCAAAGCGUGAGUUCUGGCACAGAUUACGGCUUGAGCGGACACAGCAUUACGUAGAAGCUUUUGUCGAGCGCUCCAAUGGGGAUGUUGUGCUAUCUGCCUCUACCCGAGAGUGGGCCAUAAAGAGACACUUGUACAGUCCCAAGGGAGUGGCUGCAUGCAGAAACCUUGGCCGUGUAAUGGCACAGCGCUGUUUGGAAGCAGGAAUCAACUUCGUGAACUUUAAAGCCAUUAUCCCCUGGGAACACCGUUGUGACUCGAUUCAGGAAUUUGAGAAAGCUAUGAAGGAGGGUGGUGUUGUUCUGCAUGAGCCACGAAGAAUCUACCAAUAAAAUGGAGAUCGUUGGGAAGACUUUCCAAGGAACAAGGAUUUCUUCUUUAGGUUUGUGUAUUGGCAAAGGGAAGGUCCAGAGCUGGAAAAAGUUGGAAUGUGACUUCUUAUAAUAAAAUAUUUUCACAUGGA
Molecule: messenger RNA, 777 nt
Organism: Onychostruthus taczanowskii (white-rumped snowfinch)
Lineage: Eukaryota; Metazoa; Chordata; Aves; Passeriformes; Passeridae
Gene: MRPL18
Product: mitochondrial ribosomal protein L18
Exons: 4
Coding region: 107-646 (179 amino acids)
Biological process (GO): translation
Cellular component (GO): ribosome; mitochondrion
Molecular function (GO): 5S rRNA binding; structural constituent of ribosome
Source: RefSeq, a predicted model, not a curated record